Messenger RNA from Mycena citricolor, 3027 nucleotides. The record is from the annotation of a GenBank genome assembly. NCBI's taxonomy places the organism in Eukaryota, Fungi, Basidiomycota, Agaricomycetes, Agaricales, Mycenaceae.
GCACACAAGAUUCCGCUGGAGAUGUAUGCAUACCUUUUGCAGUGGUUCGUUUCUGUCGCAGACAAAGUCCGGCAGAACGACCAGGGCCCAUCGACCCCUGCGCCCAAGUCUAGGCGCGGUCGCGGUGGUAAAUCUGCUGCUUCGUCAAGAGCAAAGAAGGCGCAGCAGCAGCAGCAGGAUUGGUCUUGGGCCGACUCGAUCCCUUCCACUUUCGUCCUUAUCUCCAAAGUCCUUCGACUCCAAACUCAGCGCAUAUGGACCACCACUGCGGAACGGGACACCUUCGUUUCGUGUCUUACGCGACCCGCAUACACUGUGCUCGAAUCGGAGACUUAUAUGAAACAAGAUGAGAUCAAGACCGCCGUGUAUAAAGUCAUCUGCUACGCUGUUAAGCAUAGCGGCCAUGGACCAAACGCACAGAUCGCCAUUGUGCAAAAUCUUCAAUUCUUCGAACAUCUCGCGGAACCCAUGGCUCAACUUCUGCAUAUUCUCAUCAACGAAUUCAACUAUCCGCAGCUCGCCGACGAGGUUCUUCGCCAAGUCGCUCUCAUGACGUUUGGUGGUGGUGCCGCUGCCGACACGAAGGGCCCGCGGACAUUCUCCAGGUUUCUCAUCAAGUUUGCGGAAGCAUCCCCGCGCCACGCGUUCAAGCAGAUUGCACUGCUUUUGAAUCAGCUGGACUCAGAAGCCUACCCAAUUCGAAUUGCGGUGGUGGAAAUUCUAGCCUUCAUUAUUCAAGAUCUCUCGGCAGAAAAUGAGGCUGAGGGAUCGACGCAGACAUCCGACCAGAAGAAACAGAUCAAUGGACUGUACGAUCUGCUGUUUGAACGCACUCUGGAUCUAUCUAGCUACGUGCGGGUCAGGGUCUUUGCUGUGAUGGUUCGUCUCUGUGAUAUCCGCGGAACGAGGCCGAAACAACGUUUGGCGAUGACGCAAGCAGCUGUCAGUGCACUCGAGGACAAGGUUGCCAGUGUGCGGAAGAGCGGCGCGGCACUGCUUGUGCAGCUCGCCCUGACACACCCGUGGACGAGGUACGCCUCAGAACUCGACAUCGAGAAAUGGGAGGCUGGAUACCAGAAGUCCAAGGCGGAGCUGACCGAGUUGGAAGCCAAAGUCGGGGACGGUGUGGCUGUUAGAGAAGUCGAAGGAGAUCUGGAUGCAGAUGAGACUGCCAUGGCCGUCGACAAUGAAGGGGCUGGCGAUACAGAGCCCGAAGACAACGGGGGAAACUCCGACGACGCCAUGUCCGUCGACGGCGAAGACCGGCCGACACCCAAGAAGAAGAGGCCGAAGCUUAAGCCUCGCAAGUCACAGAUGACCGUCGACAUGACCUCAGAAAAGGCCGCCCUGGAGCAUCUUCAAACGCUGCAGUUGAUCGAGAAGCGUCUUGACAAGCGAUAUCACGCCGAGGGGCUCGUCUUCAUCCGAUGUCUGGGCGACGCCGUUGAGCGGAUCGAAGUGUUGUUGGGCAGCAAGAACCGCGCUGAAGUCCUUGAGGCUAUCGAAUUCCUCCGGAUUGCGCAUGAAUUCAAAGUGCAAGGCGCCGAUCGAGGCAUCAAGAAGAUGUUGCACUUAGUGUGGAGCAAGGAUCCGACUUCCUCGGCAGCCGGGACAGCUGCUGAAGACGGAGGAACGACAGAACUCAAAGGCGUGAGACAGCGUCUGCUAGAGUGUUAUCGACAGCUUUACUUCGAGGCCACUCCGGGACUGGAGCCGAAGGCCCAGGUCAGUCGCAUUGCGAAGAACAUGAUCGAGCUGACUUACAAUGCAACAUUGGCGGAACUGACGAGCUUAGAGGAGCUCCUCCGCAUUAUGAUGGAGGAUGAUCAGAUUCACUCAGAUGUGAUUGCCAAACUAUGGGCUGUGUACAGCAAAAUGCAGAAUCUUCCCUCGGACCAGCGCAGGGGUGCGAUCGUCAUCCUUGGGAUGUUGGGUUUGGCCAGACGAAGUGUGCUGACGAGCCAUGUGCACGACAUGCUGCGAAUUGGGUUGAGCACUUAUGGAAAGACUGAUCUUAAAUUGGCGCGGUAUACUUGCGUAGCAUUGCAACGGUUGAACGGCAGUGCAAAGAAAAUCAAAGGAUCGCUGCUUGACAAGACUAUCCGUCGUCCGAUGGACGAUCCAAUCUUCGCCAGUCUGAAAGCUGCCAUCGAGCGCCCAACAAGAUCGAAGGAGUGGUUUGGGCUGGCGGAACAGGCGAUCAACACUGUGUAUGCUCUCGGAGACCAUCCUGACGAGUUGUGCAACGACUUGAUCAAGCAAUUGACUGCCAGGGCUUUCGCGCCGAAACUCGGGGCUGCUGACCAACCGCGUGAAGGAGAACCCAUGGACGAGGACGCCAAACCUGAGGACGGGAUACAGAUGGCGGAGGGCAUCUCGCACAGUCCAUCAGCGACACCUAAGCCUAUCAGCGACAAUAUGGGCGACGCCUUUGAGCUCAGUCAGCUUCUGUUCGUCGUCGGCCACGUCGCGAUCAAGCAUAUUGUAUGGCUGGAGCUCGUUGAACGAGAAUGGAAACGACAGAAAGAUGAGCGAGAGGGCGCGGAAAAGCAUGCAAAGAGCAAAGAGCGGGAGGAGCUCGAUCAAGUCGCUGGUAAUGCUGAGGACGAGAUCGGGGAACGGAUCUCUGCUGUCCGCGAGUCCGAGUUGCUCUAUGGACCUGAAUCGCUCCUUGCUCUGUACGGCCCUUUGCUUGUUCAUAUCACAGGAAGCCCACAUAAAUACAAGGUAAGAUCCAAGUGUCUUGUUAUGACUGGUCCUGCUGACUCGGGUGUUAGAACAAGACUUUGAGGGCGGCCGCAACUCUGUCGUUCAGCAAGUUUCUCUGCGUCAGCUCUCAGUUCUGCGACAAGAAUUAUCUCCUUUUGUUCCGGCUGCUCAACCAAUCCAAGAGUGCCAACAUUCGGAGCAAUAUCGUCAUCGCCCUUGGGGAUGUUGCGGUCUCGUUCAACAGUAUCAUUGACGAGAACAGCAACGAGCUCUACAAAGGCCUGUCGGACAAGAAUUUGGUGGUCAAGAAGAACACGC